UAUUGACAUUCACUUAGUUUAACUCAGUCACUUAAUUAUGGCAGAGCCAAGUGAGUCCACUACUCAGGUAGAGGAUAGUGUUAGGGAAAGUGAGAAUCUUCAAGGCCCUUCCGAAGAUGAAGCAGGUGAUGCUGAGCCUCAGCAGGAGGAAGCGCAGCAGCCCAGACGUGGUGAACGAAUCCGUACACUAACAGAGAAGGGUCAAGCACUGCAAGACGAGAAAAUUAAAGGACUUCAACAAAAGUUUGACUACAUUUACAGAAAAUGGAGAACGCUUGUUAAAUUCUCUAAGCAGUCAUUAACAAAGUCAACACAGUUAUCAGAGAGUGUGCUUAAUGAUAUCCUCGGAGAUGUCAGUGGCCUUUCUGCUGAUGUGCAGCGCAUCUAUGACGAUCUACGCAGAGUCUCAACGCCAGACCAAGAAGUGCGGCGAAAGGUAGACCUGUGUGUAGAGGUUUCGGGCUUCAUCCUCUCUAGAGCUUCAAGUCGCCUGGAUGGAAAGAUUCCAGAAGAAGAAGAGCAAGAUUGGCCAGAAGCAGGCUCACUUUGGAAUUCAAGUAAAAGUGAAUUCGACUCAGUUACCUCCAUCUUGAAGGGUCCCUCAGAGCACUCAAGAGCGUCUUCCGUGAAGCGCCAAGAAGCCGCUGCGGAUGCUGCAGCAAGCCAAGCUGUUCUACAAGUGUUACAAGAACAAGAAAGAGAACAAUUGGAAAUACAGCGCCUAGAGGCAGAGGCUAAAAGGAAGAUAGCGGCUCAGGAGGCAGCGGCCAUAAAGCGUCGCUUAGAGCAAGAAGAAGAGGAGGUGAAGAGGAGGAUAAAGAGAGAAGAAGAGGAAGCCAAAAUGAAAGCUCAACAAGAGGAGGAGCACACAGCUCUACAGAUAACUUUAGACGAAAAACGAAGAAAAUUAAAGCAAUUAGAAGCAGUGAAGGAGCUUACUGCAGCACGUGCAAGAAUGCAGGUGUAUGAUCAAGGUCUUGGCAUAAAGGAAGAAUCUAAAGGCAUUCCAUGUCAUGAGACAGUAGCAGACAUUAAGCCACCAUGUCCUACAAGUUGUCUGCCCUCGUCCAUACCUUCUGCCCCACAACCUGUGAUCAGCUCUUCAAAUCAGAGCACAGUAGAGCUCAUAAAGGUACUCGCAGAUGCUUUAAACAACAAUAGAAUUCCAGUCCCUGAGCCUUCAAUAUUCAGCGGGGAUCCGUUAAAGUACAGUGAUUGGAAGCUGUCGUUUAAAACUCUGAUCGACCAAAAGAACAUUCAAGACAAAGAGAAGAUAUACUAUCUUCGCAAAUAUGUGAGCGGACAAGCUAAGAAUGCACUGGAUGGCUACUUCCUACUCGGAACCGAGUCUGCCUAUGCUGCGGCAUGGGAGAUUUUGGAGGAGAGAUACGGAAAUCCAUUCACCGUUGCAAAGGCAUAUAGAGACAAGCUUCAAGCAUGGGCCAAGAUUGGACCUAAAGACAGCACUGAGCUAAGAGAGUUUGUCGACUUUCUCCGGAGCUGCGAAGCCGCCAUGGUCCAUGUCAAGGCACUUGAGAUCCUCAAUGACUGUAAUGAGAAUAGGAGGAUUCUUGCAAAGUUACCGGACUGGCUAACCGCAAGAUGGAACCGGAGAGUCAUGGAAAUGGAGGAGCAGAGUGGCCAGUUCCCCUCCUUCAGCCAAUUCAUGAAGUUUCUGAUAAGAGAAGCGAAAAUAGCCUGUAACCCAGUUACAUCGUUGCAAGCGCUAAAGCAAGGUGAAACUGAAAAGCCAAAGCAACAAAGACAACAAAAUGUUAAAGCAAAGACAUUGACUACAUCUUCUAAUGAAGAGACUGUGAAAACGUGUGUCUUCUGUAAGAAGAAUGGGCAUACCUUGCACAUAUGCAGGAAGUUUGCAGAGAAAGACGUUCCAGAUAGAGUGAAGUUUGUUCAAGCUGAAAAGCUAUGCUUUGGGUGCCUCAAGCCAGGUCAUCUCUCAAAGAGCUGCAACAGUAGGAGUGUUUGUGACACAUGCAACAAGCGGCAUCCUACCUGUCUGCACGAGGAGAGAGAUCAAGGAGAGCAAAAGGCACCACAAGUUAAGCAAAGCCAAGCUCAAGAGAAGUCAAAUAACCAAAAGCAAGAAAAGAAUAAACCAAAACCUCAAGCAGCACAACCUAAAGAAACUGCUACAGCUUCUACUCUACGAGUCAUCCAGGAUGAAGCUACUGUGCAAACAGCUGCAAUAAUUCCUGUCUGGCUAUCGUCCGCCUCUCAGCCAGCACAAGAGGUGCUUGUAUAUGCACUGUUAGAUUCCCAAAGCGACACAACUUUCGUGCUAAGUGAAGUAGCUGAUGCUUUGGAGGCAGAUAAAGAACAAGUCAAGUUGAAGCUCUCUACUAUGACGUCAAGAACCACAGUAGUUAAUUCUCAGCGAGUAAAGAACCUGAAUGUUCGAGGCUUUUACUCCAGCAAAAGAAUCAGCUUACCACCAUCCUACACGCGUGACUUUAUUCCAGCCAACAAAACUCACAUACCAACUGGCGAAACUGCAAAGGCUUGGUCGCACCUAGAGCACCUCCAAGAUGAAGUAGCCCCUCUGCAGGACUGUGAGGUAGGCUUGCUCAUCGGCUACAACUGCUCAGAAGCGCUACUGCCAAGAGAAAUUGUGUCUGGACAAGAAAAUCAGCCCUAUGCACAACGCACAGAUCUCGGAUGGAGUAUUGUCGGCCAUGGGAAUCCCUGCGUAGAGUAUGGAGAUGCAAUUGGAAUUAGUCACCGCAUAGUAGUGAGACAAGUGACGCCAAGAGUCGACUCUUCUCUCAAUCUGAAGACAGAAGUUCAUUAUGUGAACAGAUCCAAAGUCAAGGAAAUUACCCCUUCAGACAUCAUUAAAGUCCUUGAAUUAGACUUCUCAGAAAGAGCUAGAGAAGAGGAUAUUGUGUCUCAAGAUGAUCUUAAGUUUCUGUCUAAAUUGAGAGAAAACAUAAGACAGAAAGACGAUGGUCACCUUGAAAUGCCAUUGCCGUUCAGAGAAGAAAGACCAAAGCUACCCAACAAUAAAAUAUGUGCAGUACAUCGCUUACAGUGUCUUGAAAGGAAGUUAAGAAAAAAUGAAGCAUACUACAAAGACUAUGUGAAUUUUAUGACUGACAUCAUUUCACGUGGUGAUGCAGAGAAGGUCCCGGAAGAAGAAAUUGAGAACAGUCCCGCUUGGUAUAUUCCGCACCACGGAGUUUAUCAUCCACACAAACCGGGGAGAAUACGGGUGGUAUUUGACUGUUCAGCCAAGUUUCAAGAAACAUGUCUCAAUGACCAUCUGCUCACUGGACCUGACCUGACGAAUACACUGGUGGGUGUCUUGUGCAGAUUUCGAAAGGGCUUAGUCGCAGUGAUGUGCGACAUUGAAAGGAUGUUUCAUCAAUUUCACGUGAAAGUCGAAGACCAAGAUUACCUACGAUUCCUUUGGUGGGAGAGCGGUAACUUGGAAAGCAAGCCAUCUACCUACAGAAUGAAGGUCCACCUGUUUGGUGCGGCUUCGUCCCCUGGUUGUGCCAACUUUGGCCUGAAACACCUGGCAGCUCAAGGGCAGGGUCAGUACGGCGAAGACACCAUACGCUUCAUUCAAAGAAAUUUCUAUGUAGAUGAUGGGCUCGCGAGCGUUCCCACAGAAAAGGAGGCCAUUCAUCUUGUGAAGGAAUCAAGCGAACUUUGCCAAGCAGGCAAGUUAAGACUACACAAGUUUGUUUCUAACAAUGAGAAAGUGAUGGAAUCCAUUCCAGAAGAGGAAUGUGCUGUAAUCAAAGAUCAAGACAUGGCUUUGAGUCUGCCUCACAUGGAAAGAGCGCUAGGAGUAGAGUGGUGCAUCACGUCCGAUUCGUUCAAGUUCAGAAUUCAAGUAAAGUCCAAUCCAUCGACAAGAAGAGGUGUGCUCUCUACUGUAGCCUCAGUCUAUGACCCGUUGGGAUUCAUGGCGCCCUUCGUCCUCCUUGGAAAGCAGAUUCUCCAGCAGAUGUGCAGAGAAAAGAUCGGCUGGGACGAAGAGCUGCCAGAAAGCCUAAGACCUCAGUGGGAGUCUUGGAUUAGAGAUCUACCCAACUUAGCUGACAUGGAAGUCAGAAGAUGUUACUUACCUACGAAUUUCGGGAACAUCAAGAAGUAUGAACUUCACCACUUCUGUGACGCAAGUACCUCAGGAUAUGGUGUAUGUACUUACCUUCGAGCUGUUGACGAAUCCGAUGAAGUCCAUUGCAGUUUAGUGAUGGGAAAGUCACGAGUUUCGCCAACCAAAGUCAUGACGAUACCAAGACUUGAGCUGUCUGCGGCAGUAGUUGCAGUUCGAGCCAGCGACAUGCUUCGAAGCGAGCUGGAAAUCCAAGACCUGAAGGAAUACUUCUGGACGGAUUCCACAGUCGUUCUUGGCUACAUAAACAAUAACGCCAAAAGAUUCCAAGUAUUCGUAGCCAAUCGAAUACAGAGAAUCAAGUCAAGCACAAAGCCUGAGCAAUGGGCCUAUGUUGCAUCUGAGGACAAUCCGGCAGAUCAUGCUUCGCGAGGGUUGACUGCAGAGCAACUUAAGACAUCCAACUGGUUCUCUGGACCGAAGUUUCUUUGGCACAAAGAAUUACCUGUCCGAGAAUGCAAGGUGGGAGAAGUUAAAGAUGAUGAUCCUGAGCUUCGUAAGGCUGUAGUGUUUAACACUAAGGCAAAAGAAGACCGAUCGUUACUGGACCGCCUUGAGAAGUUUUCCGACUGGUCAAGGGUAGUACAAGCAGUUGCCAGAUUAAAACGACGAGUCAAAGAACACAAAGGUGUGAAACAAAGAACGAAUGAGAGUACAAGUUUAGAAGAAAGGAAGGAAGCAGAAAUUGCUAUCAUCAAGCUAGUCCAAGAGGAAGCGUUCCCAGAUGAGAUAAAGAGCUUGAAAGUAAGGGAAGUUAUAGCCAAGACCAAGUACAGCAACCUGAACAAGUUAAGUCCAGUGGUGGAUGAAGACGAAGUGCUAAGAGUGGGAGGACGCUUAAGUCAAGCCGCGUUACAUCCACACAUAAAGCAUCCAGCUAUACUUCCGAAGAACAGCCACAUAUCAGCUCUACUUAUCAAGCAUUUCCACGAAAAGGUUCAUCAUCAGGGACGUGGACUGACUUUGAACGAACUGCGAGCUAACGGAUGGUGGAUCCUGGGAAGUAGUAGCGUAGUAUCGUCACACAUCUUCAAAUGUGUCAAGUGUCGAAAGUACAGAAGAUGUACUGAGGAACAAAAGAUGGGUAACUUACCUCAAGACAGAAUGGAAACGACCCCUCCGUUCACCUACACCGGCAUAGAUUGCUUCGGCCCUAUCUAUGUAAAAGACGGGAGAAAAGAGGUUAAAAGAUAUGGACUUUUAUUCACCUGUCUAUGUUCAAGAGCUAUUCACAUAGAAGUGCUCGACGACAUGACCACUGAUGCGUUCAUCAAUGCUCUAAGAGCGUUCAUUGCCAUAAGAGGAAAUGUUCGUCAACUUAGAAGCGAUCAAGGAACCAACUUCAUCGGCGCAAGGAGAGAGUUCACAGAACUCAUGAAAGGAAUGGAAGGAGAAAGAGUCAAGGCUCUAGGAUGUGAAUUUCUAAUGAAUCCCCCAGCGGCAAGCCACAUGGGUGGCGUCUGGGAAAGACAAAUCAGAACAAUAAGGAGUGUUCUCACUGCCAUUCUCGACGAGUCAGCACAAAGAUUGGACAGCUCCUCUCUAAGAACUUUCUUAUAUGAAGUGUUGGCAGUUGUCAAUAGCAGACCACUCACCGUUGAACAUUUGAAUGACCCAUCUGCACCCGAACCUUUGACCCCGAACCACAUUCUCACGAUGAAGUCCACUAUCAUCCUUCCUCCACCUGGACAGUUCGUCAAAGAAGACCUGUAUCUUCAAAAGAGGUGGCGCAAAGUUCAAUAUUUGGCCAAUGAAUUUUGGAUUCGUUGGAAAAAAGAAUACCUACUAAGUUUACAACCAAGACAAAAAUGGCAGAAGAACAGAAGAAACAUGAAAGUGAACGACAUCGUGCUUUUGCAAGAUGAGCAAGCACCACGAAACGAAUGGAAGCUGGCCAAAAUAGCAGAAGUCUAUCCAGAGUCAGAUGAUAGGGUGAGAAAAGUCAGAUUGCUGGUUAGUGACACCACAUUCGAUGGCAAGGGUAAACCCACAACUAAAACAGUGUUUCUUGAUAGACCCAUACACAAGCUUGUGACCUUAAUUGAAGCAGAUUAAGAUGCUUAAUGUUUCCAUCAUUCCUUGUUGAGUGGUAAAGUUUGAUAAUGUUUAAGAGUGACUUGCAACAGUCUUUAAGUAUUGAGAAAUCCCACAGUAAGAUUGGUGCGAUUUGAUGGGAGUGUAACUGUUGCUAUUUUUAUUUUCAUAUUCAUGUAAGAUUUCUUUUCAUUUUGUAUAAGAAACUCAUUUUGAGAAUUAUUAGAUUUUUGUCAUUUUUCCAUGCUUUUAUUAUGAAAGUCAAGGGUACUUUUAUUUUGACACCUACGUUGCUGCUAGGCUGCCUGUAGCGUUUGUCUGACGGCAGAGAGUUGUGAACAUGGUCACUUCGUGUGAACAGCUAAGAUGUGAUAGACAAGUUGAUAUCAAAAGAACAUAGCAUAAACUACAGUGAAGACUGAAGAUAGAAGACCUACAGAUUUCCUUUCAUAGCAUGCAGCCAACGAGUUUCACGGUUUGCGGAGGUCCUUGGAUGGUUGUGGAGAGUUGGAGAGACGACGGAGACUUCAAUAAACCCGUAAAAGGAACACUUGCGUCUGCACAUGCUUGGGAGGGAGUCAUACUCAGGACUGCACUCCCAGUCAUCAGGAGGUCUCUGUUAUGAAGUAUGUGGAUGACGCCACCAUCACUGCCCUUUCUUUUGGCACUAUAUCUGUGACUGAAGUUGUUACAUUUCAUUUUUAUCGAAAGUAAACCAAAUAACCUGAACAUGUAACAAAUAACAUAACAAAUAUGACUUGCAAUCUUUGCCAGCAUAAUCUUGCCAAAAUCCUUAAUCUUUUUUAAGGAGAAUCUUUUUUUUCCCAUUGGUGAAACUAAGUGAUUUUUUUUCAUGAAAACAAUAUUAUCCUUUCAUGUAAAAAAAAAAAAAAAAAAUGAAAUAAAAAGAUCCACAAGACAAAAUAAAAUUUCACCUUUACAGAGCAAACAUUUUAAAUAAGGCUAACAAAAUAUUCUCACUUGCACCUCAGGGCUUCCUUUUUUUCUGUACUUUUGCAUUUAUAAUGUUCAAUUGUGAAAACUAGCAAAGCAAAGAAAAUAAAUGAAAAGGAGAUUGUUUAACAGAUUUAAAUACUGAGCUCUACAGGUCAGACACAGGAAAUGUAAAAGUCCGGUUUCUUUGCAAUUCAGUUUUUUUUUUUUUUUUUUCAAAUCUGGCCUUUAAAAAACAGCAGUACAUCAUCAGUAAUUUCAGCGAAUCCCAACGAUCAUGUAAGACAGCUACCUUGAAGCCAUAGUAAUAAGAAAGAGAAUAAAGAAGGAAACAAGUUGAUGAUAUUGGAGCGUCAAAGUCUUUUUAUGUAGGAAUUCAGUGUGGAUGUAUGGGUCAGCAAAUCAAUGGACUUCAUCAUGGGAGAUCACUAAUUAAUUAAUAGUGGUGUCAGAUCAAAACAUGCUUCUUUGUGUUGUUCAUCAAGGCACUUUAUAAUAACAUCAUUUUCUUUGAGCACAUUGGUGGAAAUGAGCGUCCAUAUUAUUGACAAGUUGGUUUCAGUCCAAUAAAGCUGUGGUGCACAACUGUAUUGUUAUUUCACAUCCAAUAAACACACUAUACCACAUUAAUGAAAACAUCCAAGAUUUAUUAGAACAAAUAAAUCUGCAUUAAAUGUACAACCCAACCAUAAAAAAAUGGAAUUGAGUGAUGUAAAAAUGUUGCAACAGUGUAAUAAAAUAUAUAAACAUAUAUUGCAGUCAGUCAGUAUUGUGUCCUUUAGGGACUAUUAGUGUCUACAGCAUUCAAAAUUUGUUACUCCUUAUCUAAUUCUUUAGAAUCAGUUUCAAUUAAUUUUUUUUAUCAACUUGCAAACACAAUUAGAGAUCGUCACAGUGGCUACAUUUUCAUUCCUAACAAUGAGGAUUCUGUCUCUGAACUGAUCAAAGCUGAUUUGUCUCUGCAAGCCAAAUUUUAUAUUGGGAUUAACUUUUUACAUAUCAUUACUGGUGCCGCUUUUUAAAAAAAUAACGACAGAUGUUAUAUUGUCCUACGUUUGUGUCUGUCUGAUUCCAAGGCACAGCUUUGGCUGAAGACCAUGAAGCCGUCACUGAGUGUCAACAAAGGUUACAGCAGAUGCAAACUUAAAACUGAGCUCAGCUACAUAGUGUCGCCUGUGCAGGUUGAAGUCUCAUUCAAAGGUAAAAUACUCAAUUACUGGCAUUAUGUGUGAGGGGAGGGAAAAUACAAGCAGUGGCUGAAAGUAACUUAUCACAUUUACUCAAGUACUGUUUUAAGUACAAUUUUGAGAUACUUCACAAGCAUUUAUAUUUUCUGCUACUUUACAUUAGUAUAAGGUGCUUUUUACUUCAGCUUUAGUUACAAGCUGCUUUGCAGAUUCAGAUUAUAAUACAAAAUAUGAACAACAAAUAAAUAAUAUUGAAUUAAAAUACAACUUCACUGAUCCAAGGUGGCACUUCUACUUUUGGUAAUUCUUCCAAUUUUCUAAUGUAGGACUUUUACGAGUAUAGGUAAUAGUAACUGAAGUAAAUAAUCCGAGUACUCCACCACUGCCCUCUAGCACCUCUACUACAAAUUAAGAGCAUAGGCUUUAUCAAGUCUCCUGUAUUGGAUGAUGCUGUUUUUGUUAUGUUGGCACAACUUGUGUAACAAGUUUCUGUAGAAACACAUCUUAAAUAUGAACUGUAACUGAUCUUACUUAUUGAUAAGUUGAGCUGUAACACAUAAAAAAUUAAAGAAGAUCCCUGAAUUAAGACACAAUGUUUAAUCUGACAAAACGGCCUCAUAACGAAAUGUAGAGAGACGCAGUAACACAGGAAUCCUAAAACACAAAUUAGGCAGAAAAAUUCCUCUGAACCGCAUCUCCACUCUUUAGUAAAAUUUAAAUUCUAAGCUAAAAUCUUCAACUUAAUAAGUAAAAUAUUGAUUUUAAGUUCAAUUCAAAUAUUGGUCACGCAACAAUAAAAAGUAAAGCAAAGACCAAAUCAGCUUGUAUCUGACUGGAAUGUCUGUUCCAAGUCCUUUGGAUUUGGUAAAAAUAACUUGGACUUUGAAAGGUUUUCUCAAAACAGGAAUGCCUGUAAGAUAAAAAAAAAAAA
Molecule: messenger RNA, 9250 nt
Organism: Acanthopagrus latus (yellowfin seabream)
Lineage: Eukaryota; Metazoa; Chordata; Actinopteri; Spariformes; Sparidae
Exons: 2
Coding region: 38-6199 (2053 amino acids)
Biological process (GO): DNA integration
Molecular function (GO): nucleic acid binding; zinc ion binding
Source: RefSeq, a predicted model, not a curated record